This is a messenger RNA of Nicotiana attenuata, 585 nucleotides long. RefSeq names its product ankyrin repeat-containing protein At2g01680-like. The transcript has a single exon. Bases 1 to 585 code for a protein of 194 amino acids. Gene Ontology annotation, molecular function: protein binding. Lineage: Eukaryota; Viridiplantae; Streptophyta; Magnoliopsida; Solanales; Solanaceae. The record is from RefSeq and is a predicted model, not a curated record.
AUGGACAGAAGGCUGUGGGAGGCUGCUAAAAAAGGAGAUAUUCAUCCUUUGCAAAGCUUGAUCAAAGAAGACCCUCUUCUUUUCCAGGCAGUUUCAUCAGCAUGUAACGAAACUCGUCUGCAUAUCGCUUGCUUAGGUGGCCAUCUUGAGUUUGCAAAGGAGAUCAUUCAUUUGAGGCCAGAAUUUUCAAGAGAACUAAACCAGGGUGGUUUAAGCCCUUUGCAUAUCGCCUCAGCAAAUGGAGACAUAGAGAUUGUGAAGCAGCUUUUGCACUUGGACCGUAAUCUAUGCCUUAUCAAGGGGAAAGACAGAAGAAUUCCCCUUCACUAUGCAGUAAUCAAAGGCAGAAAACAUGUUAUGAGGGAGCUUCUUGUGGCUUUUCCAGACUCUGCAGCAGAAGUGACUGCUCAUGGCGAUACUUGUCUGCAUUUAGCUGUCAAGAAUCAUCAGUUUGAAUCAUUCAAAUUAUUACUUGAGAACCUCAAUGAAUCUAACAAGUAUGAUCUUUUAAACAAGAAGGACAUCCUAGGAAACACUGUCUUGCAUCUUGCUGUGUCAACUAAGCAAUACGAGGCAAGUAUAUAG